This is a messenger RNA of Closterium sp. NIES-65, 504 nucleotides long. The record is from the annotation of a GenBank genome assembly. NCBI's taxonomy places the organism in Eukaryota, Viridiplantae, Streptophyta, Zygnematophyceae, Desmidiales, Closteriaceae.
AUACCUCAGCUAUAUGAAUCUGUCAGGUCCCUUCCCAUCCUGGAUAUCUGGUCGCACCAAUCUCAGAAAAUUAGAGGCUGCUCACAACAGAAUCGUUGGCAGCAUACCAGAGUCGAUUGGCAGCACCAUCCACCUCGAAGUCUUCUCCGUGUGGAAGAACAACCUGUCAGGCAGCAUUCCCGAGUCCAUAGGCAGCCUCACCAGGCUCAGCAGCCUGGACUUGUCAGACAACCAGCUGGAGGGAACCAUCCCCGAGGGCAUUGGCAACAUGAAGGAUAUUCGGAAAUUGGAUCUCUCCAACAACCACUUGACCGGCACCCUCCCCACCAGCCUCUCGCGCCUCUCUGGCUUGUUUCAGCUGUUCCUCAGCCACAACAACCUGAGUGGCUCAUUUCCUCUGUGGAUUACAGAGAUGUCCAGCAUUGGAUGGCUAUACCUCAGUGACAACAAUUUCUCAGGCCCGGUACCUGCUGCUCUCGGCGGCUCCGAAGGCCUCAUCUUUCU